This is a messenger RNA of Diachasmimorpha longicaudata, 7651 nucleotides long. Its product is annotated as facilitated trehalose transporter Tret1-like. The transcript has 4 exons. Gene Ontology annotation, cellular component: membrane. The record is from RefSeq and is a predicted model, not a curated record. Gene Ontology annotation, biological process: transmembrane transport. The coding region runs from base 6013 to 7533 and encodes 506 amino acids. Gene Ontology annotation, molecular function: transmembrane transporter activity. Lineage: Eukaryota; Metazoa; Arthropoda; Insecta; Hymenoptera; Braconidae.
UUUGAUUUAAGUAGUGACCAAUGAAUUUUAUGUUCUCGUGAAUGUGGUGGACAAUGAGUGGUGGCAGGGGAGAAGUAUCUUUGUAUUAGACUCCGCAUUUUUUUAUCUGGUGAAUGGAAUAGGUGAAUGUUCUUUGAGACAGUCGAAUGGGUGCUCUAGUCAUCCCUCAUUUAUUGUGUUUCAAUAUUUGCUCUGGCUCAUUUGACUUGAUGCUGAUUGAAAACAAGUGAUAGACUUUUCAGACUCGGGAGAUCCAUUUGUGGAGAUUUCACACGGAUUGCUAAAUGAUUUUUGUUUUCUUUUUCAACAGUUGGAAACGGUGAUUUUUAUCCACUAAUUCAGAAUGAUUUUUUGCUCAUUUUUUUAAUGAUUUUAACAUACGAAUGGAUGUGCCAAAAGUAACUUCACAUUCAAAUGAUGAAUUCCAUUUUCAUUGAAUUUUUUUUAGAAGAAAUUUCUCAGUUUUUUUAGAUUUUUAUUGCUAAAGACAUUCACAGCUUCCUGAUGCAUUCCCGGUGGAGGUAUUUGUUGUUUUUUCCUCAAUGGAGAUAACGGAGACACAAAUAGCUAAGGUUAGGUCAAUUGAGAUUUGCAAAAUUCAUUGUGCAACAUUCAGAGGAUUGAAGUCACUCAAAAUAACAUGAAGUUCCUCCUAAAUUUUAUUAUUAAGUUUUUAUUUAUUUAAGAGUUACAAGACUUGAAAAAGAAAAAAUACCGAGUCUGUCCACUUCGUGUAAACGUUCUUUUGAUUAAUAGCAAAUUAAUUUCAUUGGUUUUGGGAAAAAUGUGAGUUCUCAAUGAAAUUAUUCCAUUCGACUCGACUGCUGAGGAAGUUGUUGAGAUUAGUUUAGCAUUUUUCUUUUCAGGAACAGGUGUAUCGAUGCAUUAAGAGUUGAAGUCCUUAUAAUUGAUAGAGAAUACUCACAACUUGAAUGAAUUCCUUUCGUGUUGGGAAGACAUAUCGAACUUGGGGAUUAAUAGUUCAUGAUAAAGUAAUUAGGAAUUAUGAAGAAUAAUUAAUUGUUUUUCAAUUAAGAACCACCAUUUUAAUUUCAUAAGUAUUAUUUCGAUGUAAAAAAUGUUAGGGCCUCGGUAAAUUAUUAAGCGAUAAUAAACGAAUUCCCUUCUCGAGUCACGUACGAAGUUUGUUGUAAAUUACAUGAAGAGUCGGACAAAAUGGAACGUCUUCAAUUGCUAAUAACUUGAGAGCGGUAGAGUGAAAUUCAGCGGUGUUUUUAUUUAUUUUGAAGAUCUGUUUUUGAGCUUUGAAAUGAAAAGACAAUCAUUCAAAUUCAUUCGCCGUUUUCCGAUGUAUUGAACAUUGAAUACGUCCCUUCUGGUCAACUCUCUCCUAUGUGUAUCAUUAACAAAUCUUGAGAGUAUUCUAAAGAGCAAUGAAACACUUCAGAAAUUAUUUUCUGAGAAUUUCAAAAUCUUUAAAAAUGAAAAAAAACCACAAACGGAACAGUGAAGUUUCUUCAUUUCCAUGAUUGAUUCUGCAUUAAAGUAAUAGAACAUAAUCUUACGGAUGAGGAAAUGCCAUUAGAGGUGUCAUUAACUCAGGAAAAUUCUUCUGAUAAUUUCAUAAUUGACUUUAGUACAGAACCACUGAUGAAUGAUGGAGGAUUUUUAUUUUCUCAUAUUUUCAGAAAAAAGACAAUUAGAAAUGCAACAAAAAUAUCUGAGGCGAUUUGUACUUUUUUUCAUUACUCAUCGAAGAUUUAGGAGAAAAAAACAAUAGUUCGUAUAGAAAAUUCUCAGGAGGCUUCUUAGAUUCGAGGAAACGCCCGCAAUGUGUCGAUUUGAGUUAAUGAUAAAACUAGCGAUAGGAAUUAUCAAGUGAAUUGCGAUUAUUCUAUUAGAAAAACGAAUGAGAUAACUGAAAAUAUCAUGUAGCUAAUUUUUGGUGUUGAUUCACAAAAUAUUGAAUGAACUAUAAAGUACGACAAAAAAUAUUGAGAUAAAAUGUCACUUGCGAAAUGCAUGAGUAUUUUGAGUCAAACGGUGAAGAGAUUGCUCUCGACACCCUUCGAGGUGUUCAAGUUAUGUAAAAUGAAAUUGUCAAUAUAAAUAUACUAUUAAGUUGAAAACACGAGUCAUUAUUAACAACUCCUCAUUUUUUUUAAAUUCAUUAACUAUGCCGUUGGGGAAUAAUUUCAGUAGAAAAUGUCACAAGCAGUUUUUUCGUGGAAGCUUCAAUAGCUAAAAAAAUAAUUUAUUACAUUUUCACGUUAGAUUGUUCAUUCUUGAGAUAUUUGGGUGGGAAACGACACCAAUUUUCUCCACUUUGUAAUUUAUGUUCUCUCGUAAAAAAGAUUGAUAAUUGUCAAUAUUACAACCUCAGCCACUGGGCAAUUAAAGCCUUUCCGUGAAUCUUCAGCAAAUCAAUCAAACGCAAGUUGAGCACUAAAAAAAAUCCAUGCUUAUUUCAGGGAAAUAAAAUUUGUAUAGUUGAGGAUAUAGUUGUAAAUAAUAAUUCUACUCUCAUCAUGGAUAAUUAUCAGUGCUUAUCCCGGUUUCGCUACCGUAUCCUCACUGAUUCACCCGAUAGACAUAUUAAAUUAUUCUAAUGCCCUGUAUGCGAUAGAGUUAAUGGCAGCAGAGUUAGGCGCGUUAGAUGAACAACGUAACAACAACCUCUGAAUGCCAGCAGUGGUCAUUGUCAAGGCUCCUCGCAAAGCACGUAAAAUUGCGUAAUUCAAUGUUUUACAUCAAUCAGCUAUUACUAUGAUUAUUUUAUCGUUACGUUACUAAUGCAAUAGUCUUGACUCAUUCGUAAAUAUGUUUUUAUUGUAGUAGACGCUUCACCUGAUUGAAUUGAAAAAUUCUCCUCGACGAGAGAAAACGUGGAGAAACUUCGAGGGAAUGCUGACAGGAAUCCCGAUAAAUCCAUCAUUAUUAUUUUUCUAAUGGUCUUUAAUUUUAAAAAAUCCCUUUUGACUAGACGGCAUAAACACGACAAAUUGAGAAAAUGUCACAUUGCAAUGAAUUUCCGGAUAAGCAGAAAUUCGGCUAAUUGUUUCGAAGGAAUUCAUAUUUUUAUUGUAUACUACCACUUUGGGAAACCAGAAAAAUGUAGAAACGUGAGCUUUAAAUGGAAAAAUUCCGACUUUGAACCAAUUCCACUCGUUUAUCUUUAAUAUUGAUGAGCAAAACUAGUUUAUUAACUAUUCCUCAAUCAUAAACAGACACCUGUGUCGAAAAUGCGGACGCAAAUCGAUGAUCAAUCAAUCAUGAUUUUUUCAUCGAUUGUAUAAUUAAUAUAAUUGCAAAAAAAAAUAAUUUUCAUUGGCAAUAAUAAAGUAGAGUGCAGCAAACGUCCUUCCCCCUGACUCGUCCACUGAGGUAACAACAAUCGCGCAAUUAUGAUGCAACCAUUAUCGUCCGACGACUCUUAUCAGUUGAAGCGAUUGGUACGGCAAUUAAUUGCCAUGCCAAUCGGAAGUAGAAAUUCCAUUUGUCUUCCUCUCGUUCGUCGUACUCCCUCCCCCCAUCCCUUUCUCAUGCACGUUCCGUACAUUUUGAAGUCCUUUUGACAAGGACAAUUGGAAAAAUAUCCCCCCUUCAUUCAGAUCGAGUGGAAAAAAUCAUUUUUCGAUUGCCUCUGGAGGCUUCCAUCGAUUCAUCUCGAGGAAAAAAAAAUCUGACUAAUUGUUGGAGGGAGGAUUGAGUGUGGAAACCUCUGGAAGAAUCAACAAACUAAUCAGUUUGAUUACAUGAUUGAAUUUUUUUUUCUGAAUUAAGUUCAUUGCGACUUUUGCGCAUGGUAAAAUUUUUUACAAGAAUUUCGGACCUAAAAAAUUAGUGUUUCCACUGUUGCUCUAAUUUUUAAAUGAUUCUUCAUAAUUUUGGUUCAUUUGCUUUUUAUUAUAAAAAACAUUAAGUUUAACAUUACCAAAAUUAAUUAUCAAAAAUAGGGAUCAAAUGUAAAUGUGUCAUUUUUCUUCUCGAGCAAAAUGACAUUUUUUUAAACAUAUGUAUUUCUGAAAUAACAUUGACUCGUUUCACUUACCUCAUUCGUUACGAUUUAACCAACCGUGAGCAUUGAAUGAGUCGAUUAUAUUUUCCUGCUUGUGUAUGGAAAAUUCUAGGGAGAUUUGUACAAUAAGAAACAACUGGCACGCUAAAAAAACCCGACGAAGAGGAGCGAGAAGGCAAGGGGGUGGAUUCAUUCAAAAUGAACAAUGUAAGAAAACUUGUUCCUCAAUUUCCGGCAGUGCCAGCAUGUUUUGCAUAAUUUUUUUGCUCUUCCGGUUUGAAUAUUAAAAAAGGCAUUGAAUUUUUAUGUCUAAAUGGAAAAUCCAUUGCGAGAAAUGACGCUGUUUGUUUUGUCAUGUUCUUUAUGGUAUUCAAAUUGCACUCAGAUCGCUUCAAGGUUCAGAAGUAUGUGAUUUAAUGGGGCGAUUAGAAUUAAUCGAAAUUCUGAUUGAUUUCUAUUCAAUUUGUGCAGAAAAUGUUAUUUGUUUUCCUUUGGAUUUUUUUCUCAUAAUCUUCCAAUUAAAAUAAUAAAUGAAUAAUGUCUUUGCAUUUGAAUUGGAGCAUUGUAUUUUUUUAAAUUUAAGUUGUCACUUCUCUGUUCAUUAAUUGAUCAUUCCGUACAAAUAUCUUGAGUUAAUGAAUGGUCAUUGAAAAUUGCAGUUCAAUACAAUCGUUAAUUUUAAUUGAGUUUCCAAUGAGCAUUAAUCAAUAAAUUUCUCAAUGAAAAAUUCCAAUAAAAUCAAGGGGAAAAAUAUCUAGUGCAAAAAAAUGAAUUUUCAUUUGUAUUAAAAGCAAAGUCAUGUUUCAUUCCAAUUUCAUAAUCUCUGAUUGCGAAAAUAAAUAACCAUUCGAAGGAUAAAUCCCGACAGGCUCGAUAAAUUUGACAUUCCGGAAACGAAUAAAGCAUCGUAAAGAAUAUCUUCCGUUCUACUAAUCCGUUUCAGGGAUCCUUGGCUCAGGAAUAACUUUCAUUGAAGGUUGAUUCUGUCAUCACCGAAUGGCAAGGAGAGGAUUAUGAGAUUGAAAAAAAUGAUAGAGGGCAGCAACCGAUCAACACGUCGUUAGAAUCAUUUUACCCCGGGGCGAUUGCGAUACUGUUCCGCCUCAAUGGUAUUUUAAUAUCGGAGAAAAUAACAAGGAACAGAUCCUGGAUUUUUUUUCUAUCAGGGAGUUGAUCCUUCACAAGGAGAGAUCCGGGUAAACAAUGGUCAUGAUCGUGAUGGGAAUUAACAGUCAUAUCGGUAAUGAGGGAGUGCUGGGAAGGGGGAGGGCGAUGGAAAUCAUUUAGUAAUGAUGUCUUGGAAAUGUUGUCUACAUUAUGUGACUGGUUGAUGUUGUUUUUGAGACGUACUGGGGGGCACUUGGCUGCGGGGAGGUUCAAUUUAUAUGCAGAUACGUGUGGAAAUAUUUUAUAAGGUAAUCCAACGGGUGGGGGAGGUGUUACAGUCUUUAAAAAAUGUUUUUCAUGAAAAAAAUUCCUUAAAAAAUUGUUUUGCAUUAAAAGCGCGCCUACGAUGGAUCUACUUCAGUCAUCGAAUAGACAACACUCCAAAAAUCCCUUUUCUGCACAUCGUAAUGGAAAUCAUUGUUCGAUACCACGAGAAAAAUCAUUUUCUGCAUUCAUAAGAAAAUAUACUAUUUGAUUUUUCGCAACAAAAUUUUCAGCACUCGGCGAAUUUCGUAGUUUUUACGAAACAUUUCUCCCUAUAAAUUUAUCGAAUUAUCAAAGCAGCGGCGAACAUUCGACAUCUCUUCCCUUUUCAUCUCGACGAAACCCACUGAGUGUAUAUAAGUCCACAGGACUGCAGCGAUUCUUCUCAGUCAGCCACGAAAACUCAUACACUACACGUGAUUGCUAUUUUUUUUAUCAUCUGAACUCUUGUACAACAUCGUCAUAGCAAUGUGAAUGAAGUUUCGAAUUUCCAGUUUGUAAAUUGAAGAGAGGAAAAAAUAUCGAAAUAUUUGAUAUCGUGAUAUCAAAUAUUUUUUUAAUUCACCAGUAGGUUCUCCCUGGGUUUACCAAUUGGGAAAGCAAUGUUGAAUCAAUUUAAAUUCUGGUGGAAAACUUUCAAGUCUACAGAUGCGAGAGGUGUGACAGCGAGUUUAGCAGCACAUUCAGGUCAAAUAUCCCUCGGACUGUCCCAAGGUUUCAGUGCUGUGUUAAUACCAAAAUUACUCGAAUCAAAUUUGACAAGUAUAAUCGAGGCAUCAUGGAUAGCGUCAUUGGGGGUUAUAUCGAACCCACUCGGUGCACUCAUCGCUGGCUCGACAGCCGAGUGUUUCGGACGAAGAGGAGCUAUAGCCCUCGCUACACUGCCCCAUGCAGCCGGAUGGUUGUUCAUAGCACUGUCAACGAAUAUAUCGAUGCUUUAUGUCGGCAGAUUUAUCAGUGGUAUCGGUGCGGGAAUGGCUAAUGCACUUUACCUCUAUGUCACAGAGAUCGCAGCGCCGGAUCAACGAGCCUGCCUGGCCUCCUGUGGUCCCGUCCUAGUCUCCGUGGGUGUCCUCUGCAGCUACGCCCUAGGUGCCCUAACCACCUGGCAGUGCACGGCAGCCAUCAGCAUAGCCCCAGCAAUUCUCUCCCUAGCACUAACCCGUCUCAUUCCGGAGAGUCCAGCCUGGCUGGCUAGGAAGGGGCGCCUUCCGGAGGCCCAUGAGUCCCUCCUCUGGCUGCGGGGCCCCGGCAUAGCCUGUGACAACGAGUACCGUGAGCUCUGCAGCGUUGCCUCUGUUGAACAUCGAAAAGAGGAGCAGAUAAAUUUAGCAAGCGCCAUUUUGCAGCCCAAAAUCUGGAAGCCAUUUCUAAUCCUCUUCGUGUUCUUCGCUCUCCAGCAAAUGUCGGGAAUUUACAUUAUUCUUUUCUACACUGUCAAUGUUCUGAAGGAUAUUGGCACUGAUAUUGACGAAUACAUGCUGAGCGUUGGCAUCGGCAUUGUUCGAUUACUGGCGGCUAUCUUAGGGGCCAUUUGUGCCGGUCAUUUCGAUCGCACGACGCUCGCCUGCACUAGUGCCAUUGGAAUGGCCGUGUCAGCACUGACAGUUGCCAUGUCAACAGGAAGAACCAUUCACACGGAAUUAAUUCCAAAGUGGAUAUCCAUCAUAUGCGUUGGCAGUCAUGUUGGCUUCUCCAUGAUCGGUUAUCUGACCCUCCCGUGGGUCAUGACGUCCGAGCUAUAUCCUUUGAGAUUCAGGGGGGUCAUGGGGGGGCUCACAACAGGAAUUGCUCAGAUUAUGACGUUCACCGCUGUCAAAACCUAUCCUGAGAUCAAUAAUCUCAUUGGGAUACAGUUGGUGAUGUUAAUUUUCGGCGUUGCCAGUAUAUUUGGCGCCAUAUUCUCACUGACCAUCCUCCCGGAGACGAGGGGUCGAAGCUUGGAGGAGAUCGAGAGGCGAUUCUCUCUCAAUUUCAAUUAUUCCCGGGCGAGGGAGGUUAAUGUCUUCGUCGUUGAAAAGUUUGGGAGAAUUCAGGAUAAGUUUGCAGAGUUGGGAAACGACAAUUUCGCCUGUGAACAUGACGAUAAAAUGAAGAAGGGGAAUGGAGACAGCUGUGUUUAAUAUGGAAAUGACAUUCGACAAUGACAGUCCGCUGAUCAGUAUUAUAUGAAUAGGUUAAGUUAUGAUUAAUUGUUUUUAUACGUCUUUUAUGGUAAUAAAUUUUUUUAUGAAAAAAAAA